CUGUGCUCAGAAUAAGAAUAACCGCGCAAACACGUAUGGCAAAUAAAGGGCAAGUGCGAGGUGCGGAAAAUAUUUAGGGGGAUCCCCAUCAAAGCAGAAAAUACUAAAACGGCGAACCAGCCUCCUUCGCACUGUUAAACCUUUAGGGUUGGUUUCAGGUCUCGUUGCGCUUUUUUUGUGGAGGAUUUGACUUGGAAAAUUGGCCAAGACCUGGCAACCCCGUUGGAGCAGUAAACCCGGAAGGACAAGGAAACAACUGGGAACAAACAGAAAAAGAGCGAAAAAAAUGGCGAAGGCUGCUCCGAAAAGGGAAGCUCAACUUAACUUUUAAAGAUACGCAGAGAGGGAAUAAAGCGAUGAAAUCCGAACACGGUUUAAAAUAAACCAACAAGCGAGAGAAAGACGAUGGUUAACGGCGACACGGGAAAGCGUGAGGUGUGAACAGCGACAUUUAUUAAUAAUCUGAAGUAAAUGAGUAUUCGGGAAUAGAGGCGAUGUAAAGCGUUUUGUCCGGUAACUUCCCGCCCGUCCCUCAGGCUGGUUACACGUCUCCUGUCACCAUCUGUACCCGUGUAAGGUAACUGCUACUCGGCAGCUGUUGGUAUCGUUUGAAACGGGCUUCAUCUGCGCGCGGUCGGGCUCCCUUUCCCCGCUAUUUGUCCUCGGAUUCCCGGUCCUGGGUCGAUGAUCCGUAGAUAAUAAUGACCGUGGCCGUGUUUUUCGGGUGCGCCUUCAUCGCCUUCGGGCCGGCAUUAGCCCUCUUCAUCUUCACCAUCGCCAGGGACCCCCUGCGAGUCAUCAUCCUCAUCGCCGGGGCCUUCUUCUGGCUGCUGUCACUGCUGCUCUCCUCGCUGGUGUGGUUCAUAGCCGUAAAGGCCAGCCGUCAGGAGGAGGCCACCGCGCAGAAGGGCCUGCUCAUUUUCGGGGUCAUGUUCUCCGUGGUGCUACAGGAGGUUUUCCGCUUUGCCUACUACAGGCUCCUCAGGAAGGCAAACGAAGGCUUGGCUGCGAUCAGCGAGGAAAACCUAUCGCCCAUUUCAAUCCGCCAGAUGGCUUACGUUGCUGGCCUUGGCUUUGGCAUCAUGAGUGGAGCCUUCUCUAUGAUCAACAUCCUUUCGGACUCCCUGGGUCCUGGAACCGUAGGCAUCUUCGGUGAUUCACAGUAUUACUUCAUCACUUCAGCUUUUAUGACCCUGGCCAUGACUCUCCUCCACACCUUCUGGGGCGUCGUGUUCUUCGACAGCUGCGAGAGGAACCGGUGGUGGGCCGUCGCCGUGGUGCUGUCGCUGCACCUGCUGGUAUCUGGCCUGGUAAGCCCCUCCCCCUCCCACCGGUCACGUGCCGUCCGCACCCACAACACGUGUGCUGAUAAGCGGCCGUGAGCUUGAGAUUGUUGCGUGGUACAGUUGUACUCACGUGGGCCCUACAGAGGAGAAAAUUUCCUUUAGCAGUUCCUAUCUGAUGUAUUUCUCCAUAUUGUUGCAUAAUAAAAGCAGUUAAACUAAAUAAUCUGCUUGGCAUGUGAAGCCUGCACUAUUACGAUAGUAAACCCAGCCUUGAUAACCCUGAGGUCCAGGCCUUGGCUUUGUAGCAUCUCUUUAAAUGAAUGAAAUAAGACCUCCAUCCAUAUUACACUGAUUAUCUGUUCGCUGUAAAGACAGCAGGGAAGUUGUCUAUAAAAAUGCAGGUUUUUUAGCUCGCAUAGUAUCCAAUGGUUGUCAUCAGCCUCUCCUGGUUCCAUUUUAUUCAGUGGACUUUCUGGCCUUGAGAAAAUAUUUGCAGUACUGUGCGCUGUAGAGCGUUUGUGACAGGGAAUGCAAGGACUCCCAUGUCUGUGAUGGUACUGCUGACACGACGCUGUCCUGCUGGGUCAUUAUUUGGCUUUUUUCUUAGAACAUAAGAACUAUACAAACGAGAGGAGGCCAUUCGGCCCAUCGAGCUCACUUGGGGA
Messenger RNA from Paramormyrops kingsleyae, 1951 nucleotides. The record is from RefSeq and is a predicted model, not a curated record. NCBI's taxonomy places the organism in Eukaryota, Metazoa, Chordata, Actinopteri, Osteoglossiformes, Mormyridae.